Messenger RNA from Capsella rubella, 1620 nucleotides. RefSeq names its product F-box/LRR-repeat protein At3g58980. The record is from RefSeq and is a predicted model, not a curated record. NCBI's taxonomy places the organism in Eukaryota, Viridiplantae, Streptophyta, Magnoliopsida, Brassicales, Brassicaceae. The transcript is spliced from 4 exons. The coding region runs from base 580 to 1152 and encodes 190 amino acids.
UUGAUUGGAACGGAUUGGUUCGCUAGAGUCUAAGUGCGAGAAGAUGGAUCGUAUCAGCAAUCUACCAGAUGAACUUAUUAGUCGAAUCGUGAGCUUUCUUGCUGCAAAGGAUGCUGCGUCUUUGUUGGUUCUCUCAAGAAGGUUUAGGAAUGUAUAUACCAUCAUACAAGAUCUUGUGUUCGACGACAGAGCUAAGUUUCAGGGGACUUUCACGGGUCUUGUGAGUGAAGCGUUGGCUCGGCUGGAAACUACUACGCGCAUUAGGAGAUUCUCUUUAAAAUCUGAAAGGGGUCUUGAUUCAGAUCGUAUCAACCACUGGCUACGUGAUGUGUUGAACAAUCGUGGUGUCAGGGAUCUUGAAAUGGAUAUAUAUUGCCUUUGGAGAUCUUCACUUGCAAGACACUCAAUAAGCUGAAACUAGGGCGGGAGAUUGUUAUCAGUUUGCUGCUUCAGAAUGCUUUGCUUCCAUCUCUUAAGACUCUCAUUUUUGAAUCAGUUCGGUUCUGUAAUCUUGAUGAUUGUGCGUUCCAGGCGUUUCUUUUGGCUUGCCCUGUGCUUAAGGAACUAACCAUCGAUGGUAUGUACUGGGAAACUUGGAAAUGGUCUGGCAUCGUGUCUAGUCGAAGUCUUCAAAGACUUACUAUUGGUCGUGAACUGAUAGAUUUUAAAGGGCCUGAUCCGCAGAACAUUACUUUUGAUACUCCGAGUCUUGCCUACUUAGACUACGGUGAUUUUGUCCCGGAUGGGUAUACAAUUGUUAAUUUCGAGUCCCUUGUGGAGGCCAGGCUCAAUCUUCUCGUGAUGGUAGAUCGCCGAUGGCGUGGUCAUUUUUCAGAAGAUGGUGAUAUCUUGUCUAGCAAUGCAACGAAUCUGAUUCAAGGGAUAAAACAUGUUCAGAUCCUGGAAUUAUCAUCUCCGUAUACUUUUGAGACGCUUUACUUAUUCCGUGAUGCAAUUCCGGUAUUCGAAAAGCUACAUCAUUUAACUAUGACACAUGAUGAUACGGGAUUUGGUUGGAGGUUUCUUCCCUUUCUGCUAAACAAGGCUCCUAAUUUGAAGACCCUUGUCAUCGAGGGUGGACUGCACUGUCUUGAACCUGACUAUGUUUGUAGGUGUUUGUCGGGAUAUUCUUGUCUGUUGUCAUGCUUCUAGAGGUCUUGGAGAUAACCUUAUUGGACAACGGAACCGUCGGUGAGUUGCAGCAAGUAAAACAUUUCUUAGGAAAACUUCCAUGUCUUCAAGUGCUGAAAGUUCAUUCUCAGAAAAGAAUAAGCGUCGAGGAAAAGUUAAGAAUCACCAGGGAUCUGCUAAUGCUCCCAAGAGCUUCUUCCAAGUGCAAGAUCCAGAUGAGCUUUACUUAAAAGCGUGAAGAACAGACUCUGGUCAUCCUAGUUGCAUUAGUCUCUUGGAACAUGAAUGGGACUGUGCGCAAUCUUGGUCUCUUUUAUCUCUAGUUUACUCUUUAUUAUCUUUUAUCUUGAUUCUCCUCGUCUACUAUCUAGGCAUGUUUUGAUUUGUAACUCAAAUUUUCUUCCAUGGGUUCUUCGUUGAUGGCUUAACUGAUCAUACGAACUUCACUUAUAAAGAAAAAAAAUGGAUGCUUUUUCCAUAAAUGUUUUA